Molecule: messenger RNA, 372 nt
Organism: Gloeophyllum trabeum ATCC 11539
Lineage: Eukaryota; Fungi; Basidiomycota; Agaricomycetes; Gloeophyllales; Gloeophyllaceae
Exons: 3
Coding region: 1-372 (123 amino acids)
Source: RefSeq, a predicted model, not a curated record
AUGCUCUUCACAUCGAAGACGCUCGCCGCGCUCGCUGCCGCCGCAGUCGCAGGCGUGCGCGCCCAAGGCGCGUACUACUGCACCGACAUCAACUGGGGCGGCAACUGCCAGUACACGCCCGACUACGGCGUGUGCGUCACCUUCGGCGGGAGCGACUGGAACGACCAGGUCUCGAGCUUCGGGCCCGACCAGGGGCUGGAGUGCUACCUGUACACGGAUUGGGGAUGCACGGGGGACGUGCUGCCGCUCGAGUAUCCCGGCGCGGCGGACUUGAGGCAGUAUAGCUUCAACGACGCCGUGUCGUCGUUUGCGUGCGAGUAUGCGGGGCAGGGGACGACGGGGUCGUACACCAAGUACGUGACGGAGUAUUAG